AUGUUUUUGUUUUUAAUAUAUGGCAUUUUUGGAUAAGUAAUAGUAGAAAUCAAUGAUAGUAAAGCUUACUUCAAUGUUCACGAAGGAGUAAGCAGUACUAUAUUCUAAUUACCACAUGCAUGGGAUGGAUAAUUGAAUGGAACAGGAUGUGAAUUGAAAUAAAAAUAAAUUUUGGAAAGCAUUAGCUAAUAUUAAAUUAUAGAAUUCUCUGAAGAAAUAAUGGAAUAAUUAAUACUUGUUAGUCAGGAUGAUUAUCGUAUUGCUAUAAUGACUUCAAACUAUAGAUUAAUAAUCAUCCAUAAAAACAACCAUUUUUAAAAAUCUUCUUAUGAUCUAUCAAAAUAUGAGAUUGAUGAUAUUCGUUAAAUCAUUUUAAAUAAUAAUAUAGUGUUAGUAAUAACAGAUACAAAUGCCUAUGUUGUAUAUUUAUUACCAAUAAGUAUACUUGAGUUUGAUGAAUGGAUUCCUCGGUAAGAACGUUGGCUUACUAAUAUAUACGGUGACUUUAUAUAUACAGCUGUAGGUUUAAAUGGUAUAGAUAUAUAUCAUUUAUCUAAUCUAACUUAUUAUAGAACUAUAAAUCAUGUAGAUAUUGGAUAAAGUUAAUUAUGUGUCAAAGAUUUUACAAUAUUUAAAACUACUUUAUAUAUAUUAGAUUGUUAAAUAGGUUUGAUUAUUGCAAAAAUGAAUAGUUAUGAAAAUGUAAUUGAUUUUAAAGUUAGAAAAAUAGAUGUUCAAGAAGGUGGAAUAGCAGUUGAUACAAAGAAUGGAAUCAAUAUUUUUGUAGGUUAUAAAUGGAGACUUAGAUAUGCAAUUGUAGAAUAUGUUGUAGAUGAUAUAGAUUGGAGAGUAUAAAAUCUUAUUUACACAAAUAAAAUAAAAGAUGUUGAUGUUAAUAAUGAAUAUGCAAUUAUUUAAGGUAAUAGCAGACAUAUGGUUGCAUUUAACUUUGGAACUUCGUUAUCAAAUAAUAUAAUAAAAUAUAAUUUGAGAGAUUUCGAAUUAAGAAAUAAUGAAUUAAUUGGUAUCACAAUGACGUAGCUCUUUCGUAGUCAUUUGUAAUUGAUACCAUUAAAAGUUGAUUGUUAGCUUUAAUAAGGCAGUUCUCACCAAUUUUCUCUUGUCUAUAAUGUCUCUCAUAAUGGUACUACAAUAGAGAGACACCAUCUCAAAUUUUAAGUGAAUUUGGUUUCAACUUAUUUAUACAGAAAUUAAUCGUAUUUAGUAAUUAUAUUGAUCACAUUAUUGCUUUUUAUUUUUUCAUUGAUAAGUAUGCAUUAUCAAAUUAAUAAUAGUCAUAAUGAUCAUUAAAUGGUAUUAUAAUUUAAGAAAGGAAGAAAAAAAAAUAGCAAAAAGUAUUAGGGGAUAUAGUUUAUCAUUACCAACCAGUGGUAGAACAAAUACACAAUAAAGUUCAAGACCAUUUUCACCCACCAAUUAAUAAUUAAUUAUCAAUAAUAUACAAUAGUAAUAGUGA
Molecule: messenger RNA, 1477 nt
Organism: Paramecium sonneborni
Lineage: Eukaryota; Ciliophora; Oligohymenophorea; Peniculida; Parameciidae
Source: the annotation of a GenBank genome assembly